CACCCCAUUUUGUAUUUUCCAGAUGAUCAAUGGAUGCCAAAAAGUCAAAACCAUCUGGAAAAUGGGCACUUAUUGACCCUUCAACCACAGAUUUGGCCAUGAGGAUGUCCUCGCAGGAGUCGGUGACCACCCAGCUGUCCACGUCCACCAUCCCCCACGAGGAAUCUGUGCUGGAGCUCUACUUCUACCUCCUCAGUCAGACAAACUUCGACAAGGCCAAGGACCUCGUGGAUACUGAGAAAGAUGGUCACAAGUUCAGCGUGGUGCCCACCUGGGGUGAGAUUCUCCAGUGUCUGUCUCAGCUGGCGACUGCUGAACGCAACUACGCCAAUCUUGUCUUUCUGGGACAGAAAAGGUUCACACAUAUUGUACGCACGAAAGAUAGUGCCAAGUCCAUCUACGCCAUGUUGUUGCAAGAGUUCCAGCGAAUGGAGAAUAUGUUGACCCCUCUGGGUCGAAGUUCAUCCCACUCGUCCGAUGCCUCAGGGGGGAUGAUGACCCAGCAGGAAAUGGAGCAGCUCUUGGCUCACAUCAGUGGACAGCUCUACUUCUUCAUCUUUGCCAGGAUCAAAAUGAUUGACUUUUAUGAACAGCUGAUGAGCCUGGGGACGACUCGUCACUGGGUCAACUUUGAGGACUUGUUCAUGAUGUGUGAGGAGAUCCUCAAGGAGCACAUCAAAGGCUUCCAUCACCCGCUGCUGGUUCCGGUCAAGACCAUGUUUGGGUCAAGACCACUUUUGGCCGCACCUCCAGUAAGUCCUGCCCCUACCCUCCCUUGCUCAACUGGAUGCUCAAGUUCAAGGGCAUUCUCCUGUCAAAGUUUGGUCUGUAUUUCCAUGACAUCUUGUUCAGGCAGACGGUACCCCCUGAGCUCAAGAUGAACCAGAGUCGAACACCGGAAGACUUUGUCGGCAGGAUCCAGACAUUUCAGCGUAAGUUUGAUGCCAACAUCUACCUGAUCCUCGACACGCACGGCCUGGGCCCACGGGCGGGGGAGGGAGGGUACCACCACCCUGACAAGUACGCCCCUCCCCCUCAAGGACUGGACACCUACCCACCCAUCUUCUCUUGUCCUCUGGAGCGGGCAGUCAAUAGCACCCACUGGCCCAACAUCUGCAUGAUGAUCACAUCCAGCCCAGAGGCUGGGGGAGACAAGCCAAAGUUUUUCUACGACAGGGCCACGGAGAAAAGACCUCACAGUUCCUACUUCAUCAUGCGUGUGGACACGAGGGUGUCGAUGGUGGUGGUGUUUGAGACAAAGAAAAGCGAGAAGGACUCGGGCAUCAACGGCUUCAUGACGGAGAUGGCCGCACAGCUCAGGUGUCAGACCAUCAUGGCGGCCCUCAAGUCUUUUGCCAAGUCCUGAUAGAUGGCUUUUGGUGAUAGUUUGUGGAAUGGGGUAGUGAGGAGUGUGUGUGUGUGUGUGUGUGUGUAUGUGUAAGUAUUUGUGUGAAUGUAAGUGUAUUUGUGAGUGUGUCUGUGUGUGUAUGUAACUAUAAUGUAAUUGUGGAUGAGAGAGAGACAGAGAGAGAGACAGAGAGAGAGUAGAAAAAGAGUAGACUUUCUUGCUCUUUUAUAAAGAGUUACAUAAGUACAGGCAAACUGAGUAUGAUAGAAGUAAAUGUAAGAAUGAAAGAGAGAGAGAGGGGGUGGGGGAGAGGCGAAGGUAGAGAGAGACAGAGAGAAAGAGAGAGAAACAUUUUACUAGUGCAAUAUAGUUUAUGCAUUUGUGUGUGUGUGUGUAUGUGAGCUUACUCUGCGUUUGUGUACAUGCUGAAAGAUAAACAAAAAUGUGGAUGUAUAAAUAUUUCCUUAUGCUUCUGUGUCUGCACAUACCUCUCAAUCACUUGGAGAAAAUUUGAAAUUAUUUUGUUAUGACUGAUAAAAACUUUCAAGGGAAGAUAUAAUAAUAGUGAUAGAAAUAAUAAUAAAGAUUAUAAUAAUAAUAAAUUGCAUUCGUAUAGCGCAUACUGCCGCUCGACAGCAAGUGCUAUGCUCUUUACACUAUAUAUUGGAGAUAGUAUAAGGUACCACUCACCUCGCGCUAUAGGCCUACUGAAGCUACAGAAUAUUAAGGCUCCUUGUCUUGGUUAAAAUCAACUUGUUAUGUUGGAAGGAGACACUUUCAGAAAAACUGUUGAAAUUGUUCUAGAUGGCCACUCAUUGUCUAGGAGAAAAGCGUUUGUCUUAGACGGGAACAUUGUGCACAGAGUCAUGGGAGGGAAGUGGGAAGUGAUCAUUUGUACAUGUUGUUGUCUUGGACAGGGGGUCAUUGUAUCAGGUUUGACUGUAAUUCCUUUUUCCUUGAUUUAAUGUAAAGGUGAUUAGUAAAUGCUCAGGUGUAUUUCUAUCAGUUCAGCGUUGGUGUACAGUUAAGGUCUGAUUGCAUGUACGGGCAUCUGUGGUAUAUCAGUGAAGUGCUUUGUCAUUGUUUGCUGUAGAUGUAAGUCCGGUUCCUAUGUGGGGAGGUUUUUUAAUGGAGUAUCUCCAUCAGUCAGUUGGGACCUUGUGUCCAUUUUAGCUUAAGCUGGUCUUCUAAAAAGGUAGGGUAAAAAAGUCCACUGUUCUCUAAAUGAUCAAUAUGUUGAUUGGGGCGUAAAACAAUGACAAUUACAUUAUAGUUUCCAUGUAAAUAUUUCUU
Messenger RNA from Aplysia californica (California sea hare), 2641 nucleotides. RefSeq names its product KICSTOR complex protein C12orf66. Gene Ontology annotation, biological process: protein localization to lysosome; negative regulation of TORC1 signaling; cellular response to amino acid starvation. The record is from RefSeq and is a predicted model, not a curated record. Gene Ontology annotation, cellular component: KICSTOR complex. Lineage: Eukaryota; Metazoa; Mollusca; Gastropoda; Aplysiida; Aplysiidae.